Molecule: messenger RNA, 822 nt
Organism: Ostreococcus tauri
Lineage: Eukaryota; Viridiplantae; Chlorophyta; Mamiellophyceae; Mamiellales; Bathycoccaceae
Product: Protein of unknown function DUF3353
Exons: 1
Coding region: 1-822 (273 amino acids)
Cellular component (GO): chloroplast membrane
Source: RefSeq, a predicted model, not a curated record
AUGCGUAUCGUCCUCUCCCACUCCUCCGCGGUCGCGCCGCUCGCGCGAACGCGAAACAACCGCACACAAAACGCCGUCCGAUUGACUAAAACCUCAAACUUUAGGCAAAGUCAUGAGUUUGGAAUCACCCGUCGCGUCGCUGUGAAGACGCGGAGCGCCGCGGACGGCGGCGCCGCGUACGACCCGUACGGCGUGCUCGGGGUGAAGCCGGACGCGGACGCGGUGGCGGUGAAGCGAGCGUAUAACUCGAAGCAAAUGCUGUACAAGGGGGAGAAGGGCAAGCUGGACGACGUCGAGCGGGCGUACGAGGCAAUCUUGCAGGGACAGCUGAGCGCGAGAUUGAGCGGAGGGUCCGUGAGCGCGGACGUGCGAUUUGCCGAUCGCGUCGUCCGAUCGAAGUGGCUCCCACGACCGUGCGCGAGCCCGAUGAAGGACGUCGUCGUGAACUUUGGGUUGACGAUGGCGUGCGCGGCGGUGACGCUGGUGACGCCGCCGCAGAUGCGGACGCUGCAGGUGACCAUCUUCGCCGCGCUUUUGAUGGUGUUCAGAUUUUUUGUCAAGCUCGUGGACGUGGAUCCGGGUCCCAACGCCACGCUCGAUCCCGCGGGGGCGACGAAGCACAACAAUAUGCGUUUCGCUCGAUCCUUUGGCGUCGUCUUGGGCACGUUCAUCGUCUCCCUCUUCUGCACGUUUUGGUUGCCGCAGUUCAUCGUCGAGGUCCUCGGGUUGACCGUUCCGGCGUGGAUGCUAUUGCACCAGGAAGUUUUCGUCAGCGCCGCGUGUGGGGUCGUCCUCGCCGGUCUGGUGAGCUUUUACCGCUAA